GUUUGAGCCGGUAUUGUCCGGUCGCGGUAUUGGUUUUUUGGUACACCAAACUUUGUCAAAAGUCGUUUCACUGCGCCACGUAAGCUUGGUGCUAAUUACCAACGGUCUGGCAUUGCUCUUAUGCCACGGAUGAUUUUGCAAAAAUAUUGCCGAUCUUCGGAUGUUACGGAUAUCUAUGAGGUUUGUCUUUUAUUUUGUUUUUUAGUAAUAAAUUGUUGACUAAAUACGAUUUUUAAGAAUACAUAAGACAAAAUUGUAAAAAAAAAAAUCCAAAAAACGACAAAGGCAACCAUAGAUAUAUUAUUUUCAAAUCGGUGCACUAUCACUACGAUAGAAUCAGAUUCGUCGUAAUAACUAUUAUCGUUAGUUAAUAUUCGUUCAUAUAAUUAUUAUUAUUAUUUUUAAUAAUUAUUGUGUGGCCGGUAACCCUACACGUUUGGUAGGUGUAUAUAAGAUAUAUAUGUUUAAAAAUUACGAAAAUUCAAAACAUGUUUCAAUGUUUGAUCGAACUUUCUUCAGAAUCGCAUUUCAUCAGCAAUGAUUCAUCGUUAUAAAUUAAAUUAUUAUUAUGUAUCCUACCUUCUCAACUUUCCGCUUAAAACCGUGGUACGCCCAUCAGCGGUAUCGGCUCUUUUUUGUUUUCAUUGACUUAUUGAUUUGUUAUUUAGUAUCAAGUAUCUACUAUCUACUAUUAUUUAUAAUUACCGAUGUUAAAUUUCGAUAAAAUUGUUAUUUGCAUUAUGAAAAGUUGGUGUAAGUCUCCGUGAACACUGCAUUUUUUUAGUUUGUUAUAAGGAAAAGUAACAUUUAUUUAAUUUACAAUACAUGUAUAUAAUUUUAAAAAUAAAAUAUUAUUUAUUAGUUUACAAUCAAUGUUGCGGUGUGUUAUUCUAUACUUAUGCAUAUUUAUAGUUUAAAACUAAAAUAACAUUUUUUGUUAUCAACCAUUAUAAUAUUUAUCGAUAAUAUUACAUAUAAAUUAAUUUUAGUACAAAUUUGUAGGGCGAUAAGUUGGGAAGGGAGGACAUCGAGGGGAAAUUAAUUUAUGCCUGUCAGCAACGAUAAACCAUUGCAUAUGAAAAACGAUUCGGAGCAAAGUUCGAUUAUACAUAUUUUGAAAAGUCGUAUAAUAUUGUAAUUAAAGACCGGGUUUUUGUGCACCUAACACCUAAGAAACGUGCAAUUGAAAAAUGUUGAAAUGCGCGAAAUCGUGCAAAAACAAAUUUGUAUUAGUAAUUACUAAUUAAUAAUUAUUAAAACAAAUUAUUCAUUAUAGGUACUUCAAAUUUUAUUUUUUAUAAUAUUAUUAUUUAUUAGUAGGCAUUUAUAAUAUUUGAUCAAAAUUUAUUAUCGUGUACAUUUCUAAGUUCUUUUCUGUAAAAUAAUGUUUUCUAUCACUUGAUAGUGUGUUUUAAUUGUGAACACACACGUUCUACAUCGACACUCGUUAUCGUGCAUUGUUUGUAUUGUAUAUUAUAUCGAUAUAUAUAAUUAUAUGAUUAGAUAUAAAAGUCCAAUACUUCGUAUAAUGACAUAACAUAAUAUAGCAAUGACUCUGAUCAGUUGACGGCCAUGCAACUGAUCGGCAAGUGGCGACCGCAACUAUGGCCGUUUAUCGUCAUUCAUACAAGAAAUUCGUUGCUACAAAUCGGUGUAAAUUUCCUCUCGAGCUGUAGUUAUAAGUGUAUGAACAAUACUAUUAGUAAUUAGUAAUUACAAAAACUAAUAAAUUACACUAAAUAAAAAAUGUACCAAUUGCUAUCCUGAGUUAUCUUAGAUUUGAAAAAAAUUAUUAGAAUAAUGUAUAACAACAUUUUCUAAGAACUUUUCAAUUCGAGAUUCUUUCUCUAAUGCAGUGUUGCCAGAUAGAUAAGUCAGCGUACCGCCACUUAAGUGCGCCACGGUUUUUCUGCCACCAGCAGCGCGUCGUUCGAACAAGUCCGAUGUUUUACAUUUUACUAUAUUAUUAUUUGAUGAUUGAUUGUCGAACAAAAAUUAUACAAUAUAUUUUAUAACAUCGGCAUUGUGUCUUAAAUAGAGUUUGUUAUCUAUAUAGUAUAUAUCUAUGAGGUAACCAAAUAUAUCAAUUAUUUAACAAUAUUUUUUUUCCUAAAAGUAUGUACACUGUGAAAUAUAAACCAUUUGCGCUUGGAUAUACAUAAUUACAGACAGAACGGCCUCUCUAAUCUCUAGACUAAUAUACUCUAUAAUCUUGGACAUACCAAUAUACAAAUUUUAUAUUUUUAGAAAAUAGAUGAGAUGGUUACCAAAGCUGGUAAAGUGGUAUCUCAUGUAAUCUUAUGAAUGAAAUAUUUUCAAGUAAAAUACGUUUCUGACUAAAUAUUUUUCGAAUAAUAUAUGAUUCUGAUCGUAUUAUAAAUUUCUAACAAUAUAUUUGUCGGUUAAAAUUCAAUGUUCGUAUAUAGUAUUUUCUGAUAUUUUACUCGUUCCCACUAUGAUUGUGGCCAGAUGUAUUAAUCAAUACACUUUGGUUUGCGGUAAAUAGGUUUAUUGAUAACAGUAUUUGAUAAUAGAUAACUCUUGAUUUUUGUUUUUAGAAUCUUUGAUCGGAUCAUGUAUGACCCAAGAUCCAAAACUUAAGUUUGAAUUUUUAGAUAUUGAUGUAUUAUGACCAGUGACGAUUGUGAUUCUGACUUUUAAAAAUUAUAUAUACGACUUUAUUUUAAAUAUUAGUUAAAUCUAUUAGUGCAGUAUAUUAAUUAAAACGUUUGUUUUAUUUAAAAUUUAUUUAUUGUGUCCUGUUGAAAUAAAUCCUUCACAAUGGGUAAGAGGCAGCAUCAGAAAGAUAAAAUGUAAGUUUUUACCAUGGACUAAGAUCUUAGUCUAUGGCUUGUUAAAUUAAUAUUUAAAAUAUACCUACAGAUUUAAAAUAUUCGACUGUAUUUUCAUAUUUAGGUAUCUUACAUACACGGAAUGGUCAACAUUGUAUGGUGGCAAAAGACCUGGUAUUGAAAAACCAAAAUUUGCUCGUUUGCCAUUCGAUCACUGUUGUGUAUCCCUUGUGGCAUUCAAAACACCAUAUUGCGAUCUAGAGGGAAAUGUAUUUGAGUAUGAAGCACUACUUGAAUAUAUCAACCAAUUUAAACAUAAUCCUGUCACAGGAAAAGUAAUGUGAACAAUGUAUACUUUUAUUUACUACCUGUUUAUUUAUCAUGUAGAUUAAUAAUUUUUAGCCAAUUGAACUAAAAAAAUUAAUCAAGUUAAAUUUUCAUCGCAAUGCAGCCGGCGAAUAUCAUUGUCCUGUUUUGUUCAAACCAUUAACUAAACACUCACAUAUUAUAGCAAUUAAGACAACAGGAAAUGUUUUUUCUUAUGAGGUACAUAGUUAAUUAUUGAACAUUUUGUUUUUAAUAGUUUUCUUUUAAACAUACAAAAAAUUCAUAAAUGUUUAGGCCAUAGAACAGUUGAAUAUUAAAACAAAAAAUUGGAAAGAUCUUUUAACAGAUGAACCGUUUUUACGUAAAGACAUGAUCACUAUUCAAGACCCAACUAAUUUAACAAAAUUUAAUAUUGCAAAAUUUCAUCAUGUUGUAAAAAAAAUCAAAGUUAUUGAUCCAGGUAACGAUCAUUAAAGAAAAUGUUUAUUUACUUAUUUCUUAAUAAAUAUAUUCUAUUUAAUUUAGAUGAAGAAGCUCAAUCUAAAGAUCCAGAAGGACGUUUAAAAUCUGUAUCAAAAACUACGAGAGAUAUAUUGGAUACAUUAGACAGAGAUUACAAGAUACCUGAAAAAAAAGUUGAAGAAGUUGCUAAAAAACCUGAUAAAUUAAAUGCAGUUAGUAUUAAAGAAUAAUAUUUAAUGACAUCAAUAGAUAAUGAUUAUUCUUGGUUUAAGGCUCAUUACUCAACUGGUCGUGUAGCUGCUAGUUUUACAUCAACAACAAUGGUUCCCGUUAUGGAACACGAAGCAGCAAUUUUAGAAGAAAAUGAAAUCCGAUUUGAGCGUAUAAAGAAAAAAGGUAAGUAAUUUUGAAAUUGUUCGCAUUAAAUUUUAUAAAGAAAAAACACCAUUAAUUAUUGUAGGUUAUGUCCGAUUAACUACCAAUUAUGGACCAUUAAAUCUUGAACUUCAUUGCCAAGAAGUACCCAAAACAUGUGAAAACUUUUUAAAGCUUUGUCAAAAAAAUUAUUAUGAUGGUGUUAAAUUCCAUCGAUCAAUUCGUAACUUUAUAGUUCAAGGUGGUGAUCCAACUGGUACAGGUAAAGGUGGUGAAUCGUAUUGGGGACAGCCUUUCGAAGAUGAAUUUAAACAAAAUUUAACUCACUCUGGACGAGGAGUAUUAUCUAUGGCUAAUUCUGGUCCAAAUACAAAUAAAUCACAAUUGUGAGUAUAACAUUUAUAUAAUAUAUAAAAUUCAAUUUUAAAUUUAAUUUUUGCACUAAAUUGUUUUAGUUUUAUAACAUAUCGUUCGUGUAAACAUUUGGAUAAUAAACAUACAGUGUUUGGGCAUAUAGUGGGAGGUUUCGAAACACUCAAUGCAAUUGAAGAAAUCGAAGUGGAUAAUAAAGAUCGACCAAUAACUGAUAUUAGUAUUAUUCAAACUCAUGUAUUUGUUGAUCCAUUCCAAGAAGUUGAUGACAAAGUGAAAACUUAAUAGUUUAAGAAGAAAAAUUAAAUUGUAGUAAAAUUGUGGUUUAUUUUCAAAUUUAGAUUGCUGAAGACAGACAAACUGAAAUAAUGAACAAUCAAGAGACCAGUACAGCAUCUACUGUUCAAACGGAAGAAAAUAAAAUAUCAAGUGUAGCUGUUCCAGGUGUUAAACUCAGAACUUUUAAAUCCGGAGUUGGAAAAUAUAUAAAUCCUGUGGCCUUACAAAAAACUAAGUAAUUCAAUUUAAUUAUAAAAUAAUAAUUUUUUUUUAAUAAAAAUGAAAUUAAUAUAUGAGUAUAAAUAUGUUUUGAAACUUAAUAUUAAAUAAUAAGUAUUAAAUAUCUUUGAGUCAAAUUAUUGUUAUUACAUUUUAGAUAUCACAAUCACAUAUUAUAUAUAUUUAUAUAUAUAUAUAUUUAUAUAUAUAUAUAUUUUUUUUUUUAGGUCAGAAAAUGAAGACUUGCCAGUUAAAAAGAAAAAAAUUGUUGGUUAUGAUUUCCAUGGUUUUAAUAAUUGGUAGUUACAAAAUAAUGUUAAAUUUUAUAAAGAUAUAUCCAACAUGUAAAAAUAUACUUUUAAUUUUGUAUUAUGUAUUUUAUUUAAACUCUUGUAUAAAAGUUUAGCCAAAUGUCUAGUUUAUUAUCCCAGUGAUAUUUUUUUAAUACUGAAUUUGAUAGUCAAAAAUGGCUUCUUGUAGUUACUUUUUGAGGUAUAGUAAAAUACUGAAAUCUGCAAUGAUAUAACCCAGAAGUCAACAAUAGUCAGACUGUGGAGGGGAAACAAAUAGACUGCCAAAAAUAUUUUACUUUUUUUUUUUUAGAAAUUUUAGAUAAAAUUAUGACAGUUCAAUAAUUAUAAUAUUAAUAUGAUUCGAACAUACAAUAAAAGAUUAGGGUAAUAAACAAAAUUUGUAUCAUUCAUACCUAAUGAGGCCAAUUAAAACAAACAGAAUGAAAUUGAAAUAAGAUUAAUAUAAUAAUUAUGUAAAGAUAAAUAAAAAUAGAAGCUACGGGUUAUGGAGUAUAUCAUUUUUGUAGUACCUAUAUUUUACUUUAACGGUUUUUAUUUUUCCUUUUAGCUUCACAUAUUUAAACUUUUUCUAAAAUUACCUUAUCGAAGAACAAAUAUUCACAAUUAUCUGAUCAUCACCUUGAUAAUAAUUCUGUGCAAUAGUUGUUUUCUACAAAUAUCAAAUUUUAAAAUAACUGGCUUAAAAUAUGUCAUUAAUAGCUCAUAUAAAAUUGUUGUUAAAAUAUUUACCAUAAAUUGCAUUUUGAAUACACUAAUAAAUAUAUCUAGUAAGUACUAACUAAUAUUCAGUAGUUUUUUUUUUUUUCAAAAAUAUCAGGACCCUCUUAGUAAAUAAUUGUUGACCUCUGUUAGUCUCUCUCCACGCAUGAUCAUUUUUUUUUACUGGAAAUUUUCAAAUAGUCAUUUUUUAAAAAUCAAAUUUUUAAUAUUUCAGUAUAGAAAACAAAUUUUUUAUGAAAAAAUUGCAAGCUAGAUAUUUAAUUAGAUAUGUCCGUAAGUUGAAAUAAAUUUUAUUUUAAAAAUUUUAAAUGAUUGGUUUCCUUUAUUUAUCAAAUAGGUAUUUUAAUUGAAUAACUUUCACUGGGAUUUAUUUUCUAAUUAUUUAUUUCUAAGUUUCUAAAACUGUACCCAUAAGCAUUACAUUAGACAUGUUUUGGCAAUUCAGUUUUGAGCAACCGGAUUACGUUUAGUGAACACACUGUAUUGAUGAUACUGUUUGUUAACUGAAUGUAAUUUUCGGCAGUCAGGUUAAUGGAAUCGGUUAACAAUUAAAAACUAUGUCUAGUGUGUCUUCAAUACUGGCAAAGACAUAUGUUAGUUGAUAUAAAUGAACUAAACAUUUUAGCUACAUUGUUACCAAUUAUUUUAACUGUUGAUUGAAAACAACAUACCUAAAACGCACAUAUUAUAUAACAUAUUAUUAUGCAAACCUACCAUAAAAACGUGUGUGUGUAUAUAUAUAUAUAUAUAUAUAUAUAAAAAAAGCACUUGCCUGAAUUUAGUUGAUUUUUACUCAGGAUAAUUUUAAAUACAAAUAUAAUAAGAACCAAUAGUCAAUUUAUCAUUGUGUAUUUUAUUUAAUCAAUCUUAUCUAUAACAGAUAAAUUAGUAUUGUAAACAAAAUAUUAAAAUUCGUGUAAAAAUAAUGUAACAUCACGCAAUAAUAUAUUAGGUAUACAUAAGUUAAUAUUACUAAUUUUUUUUUUUUUUUUUUUUGAUAUAUAUAUAAAAAUAGAGAACAUGCUUUGUUCUUUACUGUAAAAAUAAUAAAAAAAUACAUUAAGAUAGUUUAUCCAAUUCAGCCUUGGUCUUGUGGAUUUCUUCAAUAUGUUUCUCGAUCUCUUGUUUUCUUAAUUCAAUAUCUUUUUUCAUUUUUUCUACUUGAUUUCGUUGCUGUUUUCAAAAUUACAAUUAUAUUUUAAUUAAUUUAUGAAUUUAUUUUGCAUUAUUUACAAAAAUCUUUUUAAAUAUUUACCUGUUUGUAAAAAUAUUCUUCUUCGUUAGCUGCUUCACGUUCUCCCAUAGCACCGCCGGCUUCUCGAAUUGAACCUCCACCGCCGCCACCUUUACCUGAGCCACUACCCAAAUUGCCCAAUCCGCUGUUGAAUCUGAGGAAACUA
Messenger RNA from Cinara cedri, 7260 nucleotides. The record is from the annotation of a GenBank genome assembly. NCBI's taxonomy places the organism in Eukaryota, Metazoa, Arthropoda, Insecta, Hemiptera, Aphididae.